Caenorhabditis remanei is the source of this 1773-nucleotide messenger RNA. RefSeq lists its product as uncharacterized. Gene Ontology annotation, biological process: NAD-cap decapping; nuclear-transcribed mRNA catabolic process. The coding region runs from base 1 to 1773 and encodes 590 amino acids. The transcript is spliced from 7 exons. Gene Ontology annotation, molecular function: mRNA 5'-diphosphatase activity. The record is from RefSeq and is a predicted model, not a curated record. Gene Ontology annotation, cellular component: nucleus; cytosol. Lineage: Eukaryota; Metazoa; Nematoda; Chromadorea; Rhabditida; Rhabditidae.
AUGUCCCAAAACCCCGAAACCCCGAUGCCCAACGAAGUGCACAUUCGAUUCGACCCGCAAAUUUACGAGACGAGGAAUGCGCCGAAAUUCGAGAGACAAGCGAAAUUUGUUUCAGAGUACUGUAUUAGUUAUGAUAGAAAAGUGCACCUCGGUCGAAUGCGUGCGAAACAACUGUACGAGGCGCCUCUCUUCUCCCGUCCGAACGCAUUCUCAUUCGACUUGAAUCACGGCUUCGAAACGUUCGAUCCAAAAACCGGAGAUGAUAAAUUGACGGCGCUUCUCGAAUGGAUUCGUCAAAUGUCUCCAGAAGGCGGACGUCUUCGAAAAGUGUGUCACGAGGCGGAUUUCGUGUGUUGGCGGGGACUUUUGACGAGAAUUUCAGCGACGAUUUAUAGUAGAGAUGAUGGGUGGAGGGUUCGGGCGAUACGCAGAAAAGGAGUCGUCUUUUUGAUGGAAGAGAAGACCGAACAGGCCAGGCAGAGCUAUACUGUAAUUUCCAGAGAACUCAACCAAACGGACAUGGAGAAACGAAUGAGCUAUUGGGGACACAAAUUCGAGCAGUACGUGACGAGAGACGAUUCUUCUGAAUCCCCGGACACCUCCGUACCGGUCACCACCAAAGAGGAGUACGGUGUCGUGUUCCGUAAUGAUCUCACCACUGACGCCCGACUGAAUCCCUCAAAAAAAUCGAUAGGCAUACUGUAUUCCGGCGAGGUCGAUUGUCUCGAUAAAUACGGCGGCCUCAUCGAGCUCAAAACUCAAAAAGGCGAUCUCCACGCCGGCUUCUGGAAAUCGCCGAAAUCGCUGAAAUGGUGGCUACAAUCGUCGCUCGUCAACGUCGACACCAUCAUCGUCGGCCACCGUACCCACGAGGGACACGUCACGAGUCUUUCGACCGUGAGAACACGUGAAAUGCCACAACGUGCCACGUGGAAUUUUCGAGCUUGCUUCGAAUUCACAUCGACGAUUUUCACACAGAUUGCGAAUUUUCUUGGCGAACGAGAGGGCGCCGCGUGUGUAGUCGAGUAUCGCAGUGAAAUGGGAUUGCAGAAGGGCAAGCAAGGAAACACGAUGUCACUCAAAAAAGAAGCGCCAAGCUCGGUGACCCUUCUACAAGCGGUCAUCUUUCUUCAAUUCGGUCUAUGUCUCAUGGUUACGGUAUUCACAACAAUCGGAUUGGCUUUCGGAUAUCCGGUGGCGUCGCACUAUUUGAUGGCGUUGCUUCAAGUGAUUGUGGCGAUUCCUGGAAUUGUCUAUGUCGUACUUCAGGGGAAUAUCUGGAUCGCAGUGUACGUGAGUCUCCAAAUGAUUACCGCCACUUGUGAGGUCUACUGGCUCGUCUACAUGAUUUUCGACCAACAACCCGCAGGGGCGUGGCUUGGUCUCGCCGCGAUCACCGCCGUCAACGUUUUGGCGAUUGUGGUGGCUUUGUGGUUCCGACAAACUGCUCUCAAGGUUCCGUGUAAGAAGAAUAAGAAGAUUGAGUUGGAGACAAAGAAGGAUGGGAAGCCGGAGUUGAAGGUCCCCUCCACCUCAAUGAGUGAAAUCGAGAAGUCGUCAAAAAAUGGUGCCAAGAAAUCCACGUCGUCCUCGUCAAUGUCCAACAAGAAGUCGCCAGCUCGCUCGUCUGAAAAAUCGGAAAUGAGUGAGAAGUCGUCGAAGGGAAGUCUGAAAUCGAGAAAAGUCAAAAAGGGUUCGAUGCCACUGGAUAGUCGUGAGACGACUUCUCUCUCCAGAUCAUCGAGCACUAUUCAUGAGUUUGAUGAGAAGUAG